Molecule: messenger RNA, 1177 nt
Organism: Amoebophrya sp. A25
Lineage: Eukaryota; Dinophyceae; Syndiniales; Amoebophryaceae
Source: the annotation of a GenBank genome assembly
UGACAGGUGAAUAUGUACAGCAAUUUAUUCUUCUGCAAUAUAAAAUUCAGAGGGGGUCUGGUGGGGUUUGAAUGGUCCCAUUAUUAUACUUGUCCCUCCUCCACCCAGCCAGUUUUGAUCUCGUGAAAGAACAACAUCAAUAAAGCGACGCACCCUAGUACUUAUCUUAAAUUCGAUCAACGUCAACCCAACGACCCAUGAAAAUCAGAUUUCAAUGAAAAUGGUAUAUUAAUAUUUACUACCUUGUACUACUACUCGUCCCAUCAACAUUAUGAUUUUUUCACAAUAUAUUUAUACCGCCCACGUGCCCCCGGCGUGUACACACGCCGGGGCAGGGCGGAAGGGUCUGGCAAAUGCUACGAGUUACAUAAAAUCCAUACGGCCUACCGGCGUGCUACGAAUUACGUAAAGAGUGGCGGGCUAUGGAAUAAGUAAAGCAGCUCCGCGCUACAAGCUACUACGUGCUACAUAAACCCCCACCCUGGCAGCACCCGAAACGCCCAAAAGGAACGCCUUCGAACGAAUGAGGCAAACGGGUAACCAAAUACAUACGCCGAGAGUCAAAUCCUUGAGCAGAUCACUCCAGGCCUGCUGCUUUCGGUUCUCAGCGUAGUGGCUGGGCGAAGCACUGCAGUCGACUCCGCUCACCGUGAGAACCUCGCGCGCCCCCUGGCCCGGGUUUUGGGCGUGGGUCCCCUACUCUUGGAGCGUGCUGCGUCUCCGGCUGGCAUGGCAGUGCCACGAGGGGGGCCCCAGGCUUGUCGCUUUCGGUUCUCAGCAUAGUGGGCGAAGCACUACGCCCGACUCCGCUCACCAUGAGAACGUCUACCGUGGGUCUUUUCCGUGGAGAGAGCUAGGGGGUGGCUCCGUUCUACUCUCGGCUUGUUUGCGGGGUUUUACUCUUUGCGCCGUUUUGGGUUUUCCAUCCAAAUGGCGCAGCUUUAUGGUGUCGCGUUGCUGCCUACGUUUCAGCUGCUUCGCGUGUGCUCUCUGUGAGCCAUUUACCCUCCCAAGCUUACGGCAAGUUGCGCCCUAUCGCUUAGCUUCCUUAUCUGCUUCUGGCUUUCUCGAGAGGUGUGGGCAUGCGUCAUCUCAAGGCUUUGAUCUAAGUGAACAAGAACAACGCCACGCGAGCAGUGCUGUGCGGCUUUCAUGUGCUUGGGCGAUGCAAUCUGUG